Porites lobata is the source of this 5362-nucleotide messenger RNA. The record is from the annotation of a GenBank genome assembly. Lineage: Eukaryota; Metazoa; Cnidaria; Anthozoa; Scleractinia; Poritidae.
GAGGUCUGGGCCAGACUCUACGGAAAGCGCUUGAAGCAAAAGACACCACCUCCCAAAUGUCAAGUGGGUGAUCGCGUACGCCUCAACAAGAAACAUCGACCCUUUCAAAAAGGGUAUCUACCUGGAUGGACAGAAGAAGUGUUUGUGGUGACGCAUGUACGUCGUCAUCCCAUCGUGACCUAUCGACUCAGUGAAUGGGAUGGUACGCCUAUAAAAGGUACGUUUUACGAACCGGAUGUGCAAAAAGUGCAAGUGUCCGAUGACUCGUUAUUUCGGGUCGAAAAAGUCUUGAAACGUAAAGGACGCAACGUAUUAGUGCGUUGGAAAGGCUGGCCACCCAAGUACGAUAGUUGGAUUCCCGCCCAUGGUACGAAGAAAACAAACAACGCAUCGAAAAAGAAGAAGUAGACGGUUUCUGUACUCAAUACCCACUGAAACCAGUGACACGUCACCCCACAUGGAUGAGGUCGAGAUCAUGAAGUUCAUUAACAAGGAAGCGGCGAAACAAAGACGAGCCAAAGUCAACAAAAUGGCAGGGCUGGCCUUUGGUGAACAAGCUCUUCGUUCUUACACGGCUGCCCAAAAGAAACAACGCCGGCGCGCUGGUCGUCAUCCGCCCAUGCGCAAGAAGAAAAAAACCACCCAACAAAAAACUUGCUUAACUCUAAUGGAACUAGCCCAGGCCUUUCCCAACAUUGCUCAGCAAGUAUGUUUUUAUCCCAAACAAUCAACCUUUAAUUCUUUAGUGGGACGAGUUCCUCGUAGCAAACAGAAAGUGGUUCAGUGGCUAUAAAAGCACCUUGUACUCUCUGAGAGGCGCCUCUUGUUCACCAUGAGUGAGAUUAAACGCUUGACGCUUAUCAGCGACCCGACCGACGAGUUUCCCAAAAAUACUAACAACAGUUUCAAGGUCCGUCUACCCGAACCUCUCUCCUUACAGGGCGAGGGUUGGUAUGCCUCGUUGAUGUCUCUGACCGUUCCGGAUGAAGGUCAGAGCAAUGCUGUCAUCGCCUCGGAUCCACAUACCAAAGUAAUCCGAUACAAACAUCCGAUAAGUACCCGCAAAUGGACAGACACGGGCGACCCAUCCACCUCAGGGUAUUUGUUCAUAGACACCUCAUUGUCGACCAAAAUGAUCGAAUUGGAAGAGAUCAUGAAUGCAACUCAAAUCGUGUCCACAGGGAGUCAGUUUUGGAAACGCGUGAUGCAUACGUUGCACAACAAAAUCAUGACCGAAGUGAUGAAAGAUCAAUGGAACGCAUCAGUUGCCGAACGCGACCGAAAACCGAUUGUGUUUGUCAAUAAACACGGUAUGCCUCAACUGAGUUGGAAAGGGGAGUCUCUGGUGAUUGAAGCGAUUGCCAAAAAGAACUUGAUGAACAAUCGCCAAGUUAGCAUGGUGGAGUUUUACAUCAACGUGGACAUUGCGCUCAAGUUUGGCUUGCUGCGCAGAAAGACAGGCAAGACUGGGUACGCGACGUCCGAUUUUGUGCUAGGCCCGAAUCUGCAAUAUUCUCUACCCACCAAGACCUAUGAUGAGAGCACUGGUCCCGUCGGUAGUCGAUAUCGAACCUAUUACAAUUGGGAAGGGGACGUGUACGAGGGCGUCAACUUCAUCGGCAGUGCCUUUUCUAUCAUGACAGCAGACAAUGUGAAAUGGUUGAGAUUGUUCCCAGCGUUUGAAUGGCAGUUGUACAACCUGGAUGCCUCCUUUGAAAAGAUAGUGGGCACUAGCAAACGCACCGUUAUGGUCUAUUCAGAUCUCGUCGAAUCCACCGUGGUGGGCAGUGGCAAGUUUCCCCUGUUGCGGGAAGUGCAAUUGUUGAGAACUGGGGAUGGUGAAAGUACGGCAGAACCCCUGCACCACCAAUGGAUCAAACUACGAGGCCAACAAUUGGAUAUAGUGGAAGUGGAAAUUGCCAGUACCGCUGGACCCCUGACCAUCUUACCUCCCGGCAAAACCAUUGUGACGAUAGGUCUCAAACAGCUAUAAAAACUACCACGCACCCUUAGACGAGUAUCCUCAUCAUGAGUGAGAUUAAACGCCUGACGCUCAUCAGCGAUCCGACCGACGAGUUUCCAAAAAAUACUAACAACAGUUUCAAGGUCCGUCUGCCCGAACGUCUCAACUUACCGGGCGAAGGUUGGCACACCUCGUUGAUGUCCCUGACCGUGCCGGAUAAAGGACAGAGCAAUGCCGUCAUUGCGACGGAUCCUCAUACCAAAGUCGUCAAAAUAAGCGUCACGUUUUUGACGCGCAAAUGGGUCCAGGGGGAGUAUAAACUGGUCGAAUUCAAGACUAAGGAUUAUGGAGUGGAAUUGGAAGAGAUUAUGAGCGCCAAACAAUCUGUAACCACAGGCAGUGAAUUUUGGAAACGCGUGAUGCAAGAAGUGCACAAUAAGGUCAUGCAGGCAUUGAUAAACCGACAAAGUGCUGCCUUGACCGCUGAUAGUGGUAAAUAUCCCAUAGUCAGUGUGAAAAAGAAUUGGAUGCCUUUGAUGACCUGGAAAGGUGAUGCCUUGGUGCUGCAUGCUGUGCCUAAAGAAGACUUGAUGAAUGCGAACAAGAGCAAAGUUACGAGCGCCUUUACGAUGGAUCUGGAGAUAGCGAAAAGGUUUGGCUUCGUUGAACAACCCGUAGGUGUGGAUAUUGGUUAUGUGAUUGGGCCCAAUCUGCAAUUCACUUGCCCUACCGUGACCUACACAAACCAAACCAAGCCAGACAGUACCAUCCCCUCUGCUCGCGCGGAGUUCAAUUGGAAUGGAGAGCAUUAUACAGGGGUGCAACCCUCAGAUUUGACUGAUGACGAGAUGGAUCAAAUGUUCGAGGUCAACGGAAAACGGCUUAAUUUGUCUAGGAUGGUAGAAUGGCAGUUCAACAACCUGGAUGCUUCGUUUGAAAAGAUCGUAGGCACCAGCAAACGCACUGUGAUGGUCUAUUCGGAUGUGGUGGAAUCCACCGUAGUGGGGAGUGGCAAGUUUCCCCUGUUGCGGGAAGUGCAAUUGUUGAGAACUGGGGAAGGAGAAAGUACAGCAGAACCCUUGCACCACCAAUGGAUCAAAGUGCGAGGCAACCAAUUGGACAUUGUCGAAGUGGAAAUUGCUGAUACCAGUGGCCCCCUGACAAUUUUACCCCCCGGCAAAACCAUUGUAACGAUAGGUCUCAAACAGCUAUAAAAACCACCACGCACAUCAGAGAGAAGACCAUACAAAAACAGAACAGAGAUGCGAGGAGGGAGUUUAACGCGCUACCACACGCCCGUGGUGACGACCCAAGAGGGAAAAGGAUUGGCCGAAGACUUAAUCAAACUAGCUGGUCCUCUCAUCGUGCAACAAGCCCAAGAGGGACUCCAAGAUAUCCAACAAGGAAUGAGUUUAGCCGACACCUUGUCGAAUCGUGGAGAGCAAAUUAAACGUGGUUUGAAACGCAAAGCUCCUGCCAUGGCCUGGACCGUGGGAAAAAACCAAGCCAAACGAACCGCUCAAAAUACCUAUAAAAGAACGACUCAACGUGUACGGGAUAUUUUUGGAUUGUAAAUGAUGGUACGCAUUGGUGGAUUUCGCAAAACGCAAAAUCGCAUUCGACUUCAGCGGCCCCGAGGCCGGUUCAUUUCACCGUAUCAAACGGGGGGGACUAUCUUUGGUAAAUCUACCACAGCACGCUACCCCUUCAUGUACUCAUCAUCCCCAGCACUAGAGCGUUGGAUGAAGAAACACCUGCAGCAACGUGGCAAAAUGAAAGGAGGUACGAUUUUUAGUGACCGCAGGCGGAACAAUCCUUUCGGGUUCCCAUCGACGUCGACCCGUAUCAACCCCGAACCCUGGAGGGUGAAACAGGCCCUGCGCCGUAUGAAAGGAGGGGAUCUCAGAAAAGUAUUGUGGGCCAACCAAGCCAAAGCCAGAAGGCAACGACAGGGUAUAAAAAGGAAACGUCGUUGAACGUCUUCACUCUCAUUGUGGACUUGGGGCUGCCCGCAAAAAAAACAUGUCGCUCAAUUUGUUUGAUGUCCCGAAUGUGGAUUACCGGUACGAAGCCUCCAGGGACGUGACGUUUCAACCUGCCUUGACGGGAAUUCAGCCCAUCACGUUUUCCAUCCCGGCCUCCGAAGAUUAUUAUGAUCUCAACGAACUCCGUUUUCAAGUCAAAGUACGUCUGACUGAUCCAGCCGGUGGGUAUGCAGGAUUGAAAGCCAAUUUGGCCGAUUCCGAUGCCAACAAUACCAGAAACACCUACUGCGUCAACAAUUUUGCUCACUCCAUCUUUCGAGAUAUUACCAUGAGCAUGAAUGGUGUGCUCAUGACUGAACAGAGCAAUACCUACCAUUACAGAGCCUACUUGGAAACCUUAUUGAAUUACAACAGAGAAGAAGGAGCCACCAAGUUAGCCCCUCAAGGCUGGGUGAAUCAACUCAAUGUGAUUGACGAGAUGGGGGCAACAGGUGCCAAUUCCGAUAUUCCUACCACUGCUGGUUGGAGUGGAAAUGUAGAAUUGCGAGCCUUGACCAGCCGGUUGCUAAGCGAAAAUUGGCACACCUUUAUCAUCCGUCCUCAUUUACCACCCCUCAAGACGGGUAAAUGUUUGGUGCCUGGUGUGCAGUUGGACUUUGAAUUGUUUCUAAACCCCAAGUCUGUCUACUUGAUGGGUACCCCCAACAAAGGGACCUUAACCACCAAGAAAUUUCCAGCCAUCCAUAAUGAUGACAUCAAAGUCACCUUACUGAUGCGAAAAGUGACCUUGAACGCGAGUGUCUAUGUCAGACUGGAAAAAGAAAGACAGCUGAGAAAAAAGAUUGUGCGCUACCCAGUGGUUCGAAGUGAAAUCCGCACCUUCUCCUUUGAUGGAAGAACUACCCAGUGGGAACAAGACAAUGUGUUUGUGGGUCGAUUUCCCGAUCGAGUGAUAGUGGGAUUGCUGCAUUCCAAUGCCUUCAAUGGUGACCUACAAAGAUACCCCUUUGCCUUUGAAAAGUUUGGGGUGACGCAAGUGCGACAAAGUUUGAAUGGAGAAGAAUAUCCUUACAGAACCCUAGAACUAACAGGCGAUGAAGCCUAUGAAGAUCUACUGGGCUACGAUCGCUUUCUACAAGCCAUGGGUUCCUACAAUGAAGACAAGAUCCCCAUGCUGUUACCCAGUGAUUGGGGACAGGGCAACAACUGCACAUUGUUUAUGUUCAACAAUGUGGCAAGCGGCAAAGCCGAUGACCCUCAGUAUCGCAACCCUCGUAAAUCGGGGAAUGUACGACUGGUGAUUGAUUUCAGGGCCGCUGUUAAUCACAACAUCACUGUGUUGGUGUGGAGCGAAUAUGAAAACAUGUACGAGAUUAAUCAUCUGGGAGGUAUAAAGUACAACAUCAACGGCUAA